This is a messenger RNA of Apus apus (common swift), 5677 nucleotides long. RefSeq names its product adhesion G protein-coupled receptor B3 (gene ADGRB3). Gene Ontology annotation, cellular component: postsynapse; plasma membrane; synaptic cleft. Gene Ontology annotation, molecular function: G protein-coupled receptor activity. Bases 458 to 5050 code for a protein of 1530 amino acids. The transcript is spliced from 32 exons. The record is from RefSeq and is a predicted model, not a curated record. Gene Ontology annotation, biological process: adenylate cyclase-activating G protein-coupled receptor signaling pathway; neuron remodeling; negative regulation of angiogenesis. Lineage: Eukaryota; Metazoa; Chordata; Aves; Apodiformes; Apodidae.
GUGCUGAGACUUUGUUUCAAGUAAAAAAAAAAGAAAAAAAAGAGAAAAAAAAAAAAAAAAGAAAAACCAACAACAAACCAACAACCAAAAAAACCUCCGCUUGCUCAGCCACUUCCAUUUUUCCCCCUGCAGUCUCGCUGGUUUAGGUGGUUUGUUUUUGUUUUUGGUUUCUUUUCUUUCCCUUCAUGUGGUUGGAUUUGGUGGAUCCGGAGCCAAAGCUGCUUUUUUUCCCCGGUGGGGUGUGUGUGUGGCGUGCAGGGGUUUUCUCGCUGCGUUUUUUUAUCUUCUGCUGCUUUUUAAAAUCUUGGUUUUGAAGCUGAGCCGGGAAAAAUGGGAAACGGUGCUUCCGACAGAAGGGGAAUCUCUCCAUCACUGUUGUUGGGACGUGUGCCUGUGGUGCUAGUGUUUUAGAGAAAUAGCCUGACAGCUUUCGGAGUGGAAGGCCAAAUGACAUAGGAUGAAGGCUGUUCGUAAUUUGCUGAUUUAUAUAUUUUCCACCUAUCUACUGGUUAUGCUUGGAUUUAAUGCUGCCCAAGACUUCUGGUGUUCCACGCUGGUGAAGGGGGUCAUUUAUGGAUCGUAUUCUGUAAGUGAAAUGUUUCCUAAAAACUUCACAAACUGCACUUGGACACUGGAAAAUCCAGAUCCGACCAAAUAUAGUAUUUACCUGAAAUUUUCCAAAAAGGACUUCAGCUGCUCCAACUUUUCCCUCUUGGCUUAUCAGUUUGAUCAUUUUUCCCAUGAAAAAAUAAAGGAUCUUUUAAAAAAUAAUCAUUCUAUAAUGCAGCUCUGCGAUUCCAAGAAUGCUUUUGUAUUUCUGCAGUACGAUAAGAAUUUUAUUCAGAUACGCCGUGUCUACCCUAUUGAUUUCCCAGGAUUACACAAAAAAGAAGACAACCAAAAAUCCUUCUUUGAGUUUUUGGUAUUGAACAAGGUGAGCCCGAGCCAGUUUGGGUGCCGUGUGUUAUGCACUUGGUUGGAGAGCUGCUUGAAAUCUGAGAACGGGAGAACCGAGUCCUGUGGGAUCAUGUAUACAAAAUGCACCUGCCCUCAGCAUUUGGGAGAAUGGGGAAUAGACGACCAGUCUCUGGUGUUGCUCAAUAACGUGGUGCUGCCCCUCAACGAGCAGACAGAGGGCUGCCUGACCCAGGAGCUGCAAACCACCCAGGUCUGCAACCUCACCAGAGAGGCCAAACGGCCACCAAAAGAAGAAUUUGGAAUGAUGGGAGAUCAUACAAUUAAAAGUCAGCGACCUCGAUCUGUUCAUGAGAAAAGGGUCCCUCAGGAACAAGCUGAUGCUGCUAAAUUUAUGGCACAAACUGGUGUUUUGGGAUUUAGAGAGUAUAAUAAAGGUGAAUCUGGUGUUGAAGAGUGGGCCCAGUGGAGUACCUGUUCAGUUACUUGUGGUCAAGGGUCGCAGGUGCGAACCAGAACUUGUGUAUCACCUUACGGGACACACUGCAGCGGCCCUUUAAGAGAAUCAAGGGUUUGCAAUAACACUGCCCUCUGUCCAGUGCAUGGCGUUUGGGAGGAAUGGUCACCUUGGAGUUUGUGUUCAUUCACAUGUGGUCGAGGCCAAAGAACUAGGACGAGGUCAUGUAUACCUCCCCAGUAUGGGGGAAGAUCAUGUGAUGGACCUGAAACACAACAUAAACCUUGCAAUAUUGCACUCUGCCCUGUCGACGGACAGUGGCAGGAGUGGAGCCCGUGGAGCCAGUGCUCGGUGACCUGCUCCAAUGGCACCCAGCAGCGGAGCCGGCAGUGCACGGCAGCAGCCCAUGGCGGCUCCGAGUGCCGAGGGCCCUGGGCCGAGAGCCGCGAGUGCUAUAACCCCGAGUGCACCGCAAAUGGCCAGUGGAACCAGUGGGGCCACUGGAGUGGCUGUUCCAAAUCCUGUGAUGGUGGCUGGGAAAGACGAAUAAGAAUCUGUCAAGGUGCUGCUGUGACUGGGCAACAGUGUGAAGGAACUGGAGAGGAAGUUAGAAGGUGCAGUGAACAGAGGUGUCCUGCACCUUAUGAAAUAUGUCCUGAAGACUAUUUGAUGUCAAUGGUGUGGAAAAGGACCCCAGCUGGGGACAUGGCAUUCAAUCGAUGUCCUCUCAGUGCCACAGGCACCACUAGCAGACGCUGCUCUCUCAGUGUUCAUGGAGUGGCCUUCUGGGAACAUCCAAGCUUUGCUAGAUGCAUAUCAAAUGAGUACAGACACUUGCAGCAUUCAAUUAAAGAGCACCUCGCCAAGGGACAGAGGAUGUUGGCUGGUGAUGGCAUGUCCCAAGUAACCAAGACACUAUUGGACCUAACUCAGAGGAAAAACUUUUAUGCAGGAGACCUUCUUAUUUCUGUGGAAAUUCUCAGAAAUGUUACAGACACAUUUAAAAGAGCAAGUUAUAUCCCUGCAUCUGAUGGGGUACAGAACUUCUUUCAAAUCAUUAGUAACCUCUUAGAUGAAGAAAACAAAGAGAAAUGGGAAGAUGCACAACAGAUCUAUCCGGGCUCAGUGGAGUUAAUGCAGGUGAUUGAAGAUUUUAUACACAUUGUUGGAAUGGGAAUGAUGGACUUUCAGAAUUCAUACCUUAUGACUGGAAAUGUAGUUGCUAGCAUUCAGAAGCUUCCUGCUGCAUCUGUUUUAACCGACAUCAAUUUCCCCAUGAAAGGAAGAAAAGGAAUGGUUGAUUGGGCACGAAACUCAGAAGACAGGGUUGUCAUUCCAAAAAAUAUCUUCACCCCUAUGUCAACAGAACUAGAUGAAUCAACAGUAUUUGUACUUGGAGCAGUGCUAUACAAAAACUUAGAACUCAUUUUGCCCACUUUGAGGAAUUUUACAGUUGUCAAUUCAAAAAUCAUUGUUGUUACUAUACGACCCGAACCCAAAACUACGGAUUCUUUCCUGGAGAUAGAAUUGGCUCAUCUGUCUAAUGGCACACUGAAUCCCUACUGUGUGCUGUGGGACGAUUCGAGAACAAACGACUCUUUGGGAACCUGGUCCACCCAGGGAUGUAAAACUGUGCUUACCGAUGCAUCCCAUACGAAAUGCUUAUGUGAUCGUCUCUCUACCUUCGCCAUUUUGGCUCAGCAACCUAGAGAAAUAAUCAUGGAAUCAUCUGGUACACCCUCAGUGACCUUAAUAGUAGGCAGUGGUCUUUCAUGUUUGGCCUUGAUCACCCUAGCAGUUGUCUAUGCAGCGCUAUGGAGGUACAUCAGAUCUGAGAGAUCAAUAAUUCUAAUCAAUUUCUGCCUGUCUAUUAUCUCAUCAAAUAUCCUUAUCCUGGUUGGACAAACUCAGACACAUAACAAGGGCAUCUGCACCACAACCACCGCAUUUUUACACUUCUUCUUCUUAGCUUCAUUCUGUUGGGUUUUGACAGAAGCGUGGCAGUCAUAUAUGGCUGUUACUGGAAAAAUUAGGACACGACUCAUAAGGAAGCGUUUCCUGUGCCUUGGAUGGGGUUUACCAGCAUUAGUGGUUGCAAUAUCAAUAGGCUUUACCAAGACAAAAGGAUAUGGAACGGCCCACUACUGUUGGCUGUCUCUUGAAGGAGGACUACUUUAUGCUUUCGUUGGACCUGCAGCAGCUGUUGUCUUGGUCAACAUGGUAAUUGGCAUUUUGGUAUUUAAUAAACUUGUUUCCAGAGAUGGAAUCCUAGAUAAAAAGCUCAAACACAGAGCGGGUCAGAUGAGUGAGCCUCAUAGCGGUUUGACGCUCAAAUGUGCCAAGUGUGGAGUAGUUUCAACAACAGCUUUGUCAGCCACCACCGCCAGUAAUGCCAUGGCAUCCCUUUGGAGUUCAUGUGUGGUGUUGCCACUUCUGGCCCUGACUUGGAUGUCUGCAGUUCUGGCCAUGACAGACAAAAGAUCAAUAUUAUUUCAGAUACUUUUUGCAGUAUUUGAUUCAUUGCAAGGCUUUGUUAUUGUCAUGGUCCAUUGUAUUCUCCGAAGGGAGGUUCAAGAUGCAUUCAGAUGUCGACUGAGAAAUUGCCAGGAUCCAAUCAAUGCAGAUUCUUCAAGUUCUUUUCCUAAUGGACAUGCUCAAAUCAUGACUGAUUUUGAAAAGGAUGUGGACAUUGCUUGUCGGUCAGUUCUGCAUAAAGACAUCGGACCUUGCAGAGCAGCUACUAUAACAGGAACACUUUCUAGGAUUUCACUAAAUGAUGAAGAGGAGGAGAAGGGACCAAACCCUGAAGGAAUGAGCUAUUCUACCUUGCCUGGAAAUAUCAUCUCCAAAGUCAUCAUCCAGCAACCAACAGGUCUCCACAUGCCUAUGAGUAUGAGUGAACUGGCCAAUCAGUGCUUGAAAAAAGACAACAGUGAGUUGCGGAGGACUGUGUAUUUAUGCACUGAUGACAAUUUGAGAGGUGCAGAUAUGGACAUAGUCCAUCCUCAAGAACGGAUGAUUGAAAGUGACUAUAUAGUCAUGCCCCGGGGUUCAGUAAAUACCCAGCCAUCACUGAAAGAUGAGAGCAAAAUGAAUAUAGGCAUGGAUACGUUGCCUCAUGAAAGGCUGUUGCACUACAAAGUUAAUCCAGAGUUCAAUAUGAAUCCCUCUGUAAUGGACCAAUUUAAUAUCAAUUUAGACCAGCAUCUUCCCACCCAGGAACAUAUGCAGAAUUUACCAUUUGAGCCCCGCACGGCAGUGAAGAAUUUCAUUGCCUCAGAGCUGGAUGACAAUGUAGGAUUAUCAAGAAGUGAAACUGGAUCCACAAUAUCAAUGAGCUCUUUAGAGAGAAGAAAAUCUCGUUAUUCGGACCUUGACUUUGAAAAGGUCAUGCAUACAAGAAAGAGGCACAUGGAAUUGUUUCAAGAGUUAAAUCAGAAAUUUCAGACGCUGGACAGAUUUCGGGAUGUACCAAAAUCAGGCAGUAUGGAGAACUCAGCAACGAAUAAGGCUCCAUGGGACAGUUUCAAAACCACAGGCGACUACCCACAUUAUACAACGAUAAACGUAUUAGACACAGAGGCAAAAGAUGCUUUAGAACUCAGACCAGCAGAAUGGGAGAAGUGUCUGAACUUGCCUUUAGAUGUGCAAGAAGGUGACUUUCAAACAGAAGUUUAACAAAAACGGAAACAAACUGAACAAAACAAAAACAAAACAAAAAUAAUUUGUUGCACUGACAAUAAGGAGACUUUGGGAACCCUGACGCUCCUGUCUGAACAUUGUGACUACUUUAUGUCAGGUUCUUCCUAUGCCAAAUGUCAGUGGUUUUUUCGUACAGUAUAUUCCCACUAGUCUGGCUAGUGGAGAAUCAGGUGUACAAUUCUUACCAUCGUGUGUUGUAAGUACCCGUGGAAUGGAUUUGUAAGGUAAUCUUUAUAGAUAAACCUCAAGCAACGAUUCAUGUUGUAACAGCUUCAUUUGGUUUAGUUUUCAAAAAACUUCACCAUGAAGCACAAUGUAUAUAUUUAUGCAGUUUUUAAAGUUUAUAACAGUCUGUUUGGCCAUUACUACACUUUUUACUUUAUAAUAUAAAAGCAAAGUUUUUGUCAUUAAAUGAAUGUCUGUUGAGCUACAUUCUUCAUUGCUUUAAAUGCAAUAAAGUAAUAAUCUCACUUUUAUAUGAAUAAUAUAUUUCACAUCUUUAUUAUUGCAGUUUUCUCUGGAAAGCUCAAAAUAGCUUUCUCUGCUGCAGCUGUGUAUAAAAUAUUUAAAAUGUUGUAUGGUGUAAAUAAACCUUUGUCUACA